This is a messenger RNA of Xiphophorus maculatus (southern platyfish), 2013 nucleotides long. RefSeq names its product receptor-type tyrosine-protein phosphatase V-like. Gene Ontology annotation, molecular function: protein tyrosine phosphatase activity. The record is from RefSeq and is a predicted model, not a curated record. Lineage: Eukaryota; Metazoa; Chordata; Actinopteri; Cyprinodontiformes; Poeciliidae. Gene Ontology annotation, biological process: protein dephosphorylation. The transcript has 11 exons. The coding region runs from base 454 to 1560 and encodes 368 amino acids.
GAUGUCUAGGGAUUUCCUAGAACUGACGAGAACCCUUCGUUAGACAGAAAGGAUUGACUUUACCUGUGUAAAUAAGAGCCAAAGCUUUCACAAACCUCCUUCCCUCCCCUGAUGUUUUGUGCUCCUCUCUCCGCCCACCAUCCCCACCCAUUGUUUCGUUUAGUCGUGCCUCAGACAGCAUUACCACCAGCUGGGAGCUUUGAGACAGCCUGGGAAGAGCGGCGGACUCAGAUCGCGGUCCUCUCCUUGUGAAUGACUGUUUUUGGGGCCCGUUGACUGACGCAAACCUGAUGCAGGCACACCACACUCAAGCUGCUCAGCUGGUUGAUGUCUGGGGUUAAGAACUUGAUCAAGCAGGUUUUCUUUCUUGUCAGCACUGACGACAUAUCCAGAGCUUUAAACUCUCCCCACUGAGUUUAUACUUAAAGGACAGGACUGUGUUCAGGAAAAGACAUGAGGAUGGAGACUUUCUCAAGAUCACAGAUUCUGCAGGACUUUAAUUUCCAAUGCAGCAAACUGGCGUCCAAUAACAACCGAGGCUUUAAACAGGCCUUUAGGCAGGAGCUGAAUGAUGUUGGGAAAGAUCUCCCCAGUAGAGCCGGCAGCUUGGAGGCCAACAGAGAAAAAAACAGAUACCAUUGCAUUUUGCCAUAUGAUCACUGUCGGGUGAGGCUUUCAGUUCAAAACCAGAACCCAAAUUCUGAUUACAUCAAUGCAAAUUUUGUCCCUGGUGGUGGAUCAGAAAGGGAUUUCAUCUGCACCCAAGGUCCAAUAUCCAACACUUUAGCCGACUUCUGGAGGAUGGUCUGGGAGCAAAACGUCAGGAUAAUCAUCAUGGUGACCGCUCUCAGAGAAAAGAACACAGUACUGUGUGAAAAGUACUGGUCUCUGGAAGAAGGGACUGUUUAUCAUGGGCUCUUCCAAAUAACAACAGUGACUCGGAAACAGGGUCCAGAUUAUUUUGUUACUACCAUUAACCUGCGACAGAGGGACCUGCCAAACGACAGGAUAAUCACACAUUACUACUACCCGUCCUGGCCGGACCAGAAAGUCCCAAACCCAUUUUCUCUGUGUGUAUUCACUGAGCAUGUGCGGCAACAUUUGGAGGCUCUACCCUGUCUGGGGCCAGCUGUGGUGCACUGCAGUGCAGGCAUUGGCCGGUCAGGGACGUUUGUGACUUUGUUGUGGCUGAUGCAGCUGAGCAUGAGAGGGAUCCCACCUGACAUCAAAGGUGCUGUGAGGGACCUGCGACUGCAUCGCAUGUCGAUGGUCCAGACACUUGACCAGUACAUAUUUAUUCAUCACUGUCUGCUACAUUGGCUCAGUGGAGGAGCAUCAGCAAGCAGGCAACAGAUGCAGGUACCAGAUUUGAAUUCUAACCAACACAAGAAGGAUCAACCUCCGAGCUCACGGAGGAGGAGGCAGCGACACAGCUCUCAACAUAAACCUCCGGCAGACCAACCCCAGAACACACUGCAACAGAUUUUUAAACCUGGGAACCUACUGAGGAGGUUAAUACCCUCCUUAUCGCAGAUGAAUCCGAACUCACAAAACGCCUGAAGAUAUUCUCUGAAAAAGGCAUGGAAGAACUGAUAACCAUCUCAUUGGAUGUAAAAGGGGGAGGGGAGUGGGGGGGCUUCUAGAUGCUGCUUUAUACAAGUGUAGGAAAUGACUAAAGCUGCAACGCUGUGCAUGCAGCGCGAGGAGACGGCCCAGAGGCACAGAACUGCCCCGACAACAUGCAGAUAAAUGCCUUUAACAAAGACACAGCAGUUUGUGCUGUAACCAGGAGGAAUAACUAAGGGAAUAAUUCAUCAGGUUAAACCUGUUAUUCUGCAAAUCACUUCUGAUUCCUGAGAAAAGGAGGCUGCAUGAAGUAAAAAUACUGCAGGCAGAGGCUUUUUAUCAGGUCACCAACAAAAAACCUUUUAUGAUGAGCAAAGAUUCCAGGUGGGAGCAGCUAGAGAGCUAAUUAUUUACCUUAAUUGGUGACAAAGACUGCUGAGAUGUAUU